AUGUCUUCCAUGCGUAAUCGUAUGUUUGAAUCCGUGCAUGGACCGUCGUCUAGAACGCCACGGCGUGCAGGAUAUAAUUUCAGCUCACCACUCUAUAGGAGAUCAUAUCAUGGUUCAGCUACACCGACACCUAGAUCUAACAAUGUCACCGCGCAUUUCCACAGUUUUGAAUAUCCUACAUCUACUGAUAGGCAUAAUUCUGGUACACAUAGAUACCGCUCCGUAACACCGCCGCCAUACUUUGAAAGCAUAAGUGAGCCGGCUUUUUCCCACGAUGUGCGUCAAUCCGGUUCGAUUAGGAACAUUGAAUUACCGCCGCCAACGAGAACAAAUGAUAACAUCCGGAAUUAUGACAGCUUCAGAACAUCGACUUACUCCGUCAGACCCACUAGCACUAUAAACAAUAGGGUCAUUCCGGACGUUAUCAGGACAUCGACUCAUUCCGUAAGACCGGCAGAUACAGCGUUAUAUAGAAGCAACAGUCUUCCCAGAAACCCCCGUGCUUAUGGACGUAUGACUGGUUCACGUUACGGAGAAGAUUCUCUUUCUCCUGAGACUGGACACACGAUACCUUCAAGGAACAGGAGUUUCUCACCAACUGGACGAAACAACUGGACAGUAUCAAGGCACACCAGUAAUCGCAGUGUACCGAUAACGAACAUAGUAAACAAUAAUCGCGAUAUCAGACGAGAUCGAUACAUAUCACCGGGGACCACGGUAUCAGAUAUUCGCUAUAGCAGUGCAGGUCCGAAUGCAGUAACUCCCAUACACAUGUUAAAUGGCACAGGUCCGGUGACAUGGACUCCAGAGAACAGGGUUCAUUUUCCGGAAGCAAGUUUCGACUACGAAUUACCGCAGCCAGUCACCUACUUUACUUACAGCGAUGAUGAAGAAGAUGGAAGGAACUACAGAGAGAACAGGAACUGUAAGUAUCAUUUCUUUGUACAUUUGAAAUAG
Messenger RNA from Mercenaria mercenaria, 957 nucleotides. RefSeq lists its product as uncharacterized. The transcript has a single exon. Bases 1 to 957 code for a protein of 318 amino acids. NCBI's taxonomy places the organism in Eukaryota, Metazoa, Mollusca, Bivalvia, Venerida, Veneridae. The record is from RefSeq and is a predicted model, not a curated record.